This is a messenger RNA of Nannochloropsis gaditana CCMP526, 293 nucleotides long. RefSeq names its product lysine ornithine decarboxylase. The transcript has a single exon. Gene Ontology annotation, molecular function: diaminopimelate decarboxylase activity. The record is from RefSeq and is a predicted model, not a curated record. The annotation marks the transcript as partial.
ACAUGGCUGCUGCCUAUAAGUCCUCGAAGGUAGGUGCUGUCUUACGUACUUUGCAAAAGCAAGGUGUUCUUCAACCCUCUGAGGCUCGCAAAGGGGAAGAUGUCAUCCUGGCCUACGACCUUGACGCCUUGGAAGCAGGUUUUCGGAGCCUCACGGAGGCUUUCCCGGCUCAUUUUCUCCAUUGCUACGCGAUGAAAGCCGCCCCCAUGGGAUUCAUUGUUGAAAAAGCCAUCCAGGCAGGGCUUGGUAUCGAAGCGGCUUCCAUUUUGGAGGUGGAAAAUGCCCUUUUGCAC